Molecule: messenger RNA, 2052 nt
Organism: Linderina pennispora
Lineage: Eukaryota; Fungi; Kickxellomycota; Kickxellomycetes; Kickxellales; Kickxellaceae
Exons: 4
Coding region: 1-2052 (683 amino acids)
Biological process (GO): pyruvate metabolic process; malate metabolic process
Cellular component (GO): mitochondrion
Molecular function (GO): malate dehydrogenase (decarboxylating) (NAD+) activity; NAD binding
Source: RefSeq, a predicted model, not a curated record
AUGCAGACGAAUACAUGGCGGGCGCAUCAAGGAUGGCACCAGGAAAGCGGUAAACUUGCAGACAGAAAGGCAUGUGUGUGGCUCGAUGCUGCUUUUUAUGAAGGGGGAGAAAGGGGGUGGGAACAGGGGGUAUAUGAUGACAGUAGCCAGGCCUUUUUCGAGACAUUAAGGGGGCAGGUGGAAGCGGCAGAUUGUUUCAAGCCGCGAACGACAACAAAAGCCUCCCCAACUUCGCCUCUCCCCCAAGCCGGGCCGCUUUGCCCCAGCUUUCCAAGAAUGAACAGCCAUCGCACCACGUCUUCCAACCAGUCUCGCAGCAGCACGCCUGACCUGAUCGCCUCCAGCGCCGGUACCGCCUUGCCCUAUGCCACGCGCUCCGCCAUGCACCUGAAGGGCCUGGUUCCGUCGGGUGUCGAGAACUUUGACAUACAGGAGAAGCGCGUGCUGGAGCAGCUCCAGCUCAAAAGCACAAAUAUCGAAAAGUACAUAUUCCUGUCGUGGGUACGAACGACCAACAUCAAUCUGUUCUAUCGGCUGGUGCUCCACAACCUCAAGGAGAUUGCUCCCAUCAUCUACACGCCGACCGUGGGCAAGGCAUGCCAAGAGUACUCGCACAUUUACCCGUUCUUGGCGCCACCCAAUGCAGUCGAUGGCCUGUACAUUCCAAUAACCGAGGUCGACAAUAUUGAUGAGAUUAUCAGCAACUACCGCGAGUCGAUUGAGGGGGACGAGCCCGAGAUAACAGUCAUCACCGAUGGCUCACGCAUCCUGGGCCUGGGCGAUCUGGGCAUGAACGGCAUGGGUAUUCCGGUAGGCAAGCUGCAGCUGUACGUGGCUGCGGCUGGUCUUCAUCCCGACAGAUGCCUGCCGAUUGUGCUGGACUUUGGCACAGACACAGAGCAGUACCUCCAGGACCCGCUGUACCUUGGCAUUCGGCAGCACCGCCCGGACAAUGGGACAUUCUAUGCUGCUGCUGACAAGAUCAUCACUGCGCUGCACAAGGCGUUCCCAAAUAUGUUUAUCCAGUUCGAGGACUUUAGCACUGACCAUGCUUUUGGCCUGCUCGACAAAUGGCGCAACCAGAUAUUGUGUUUUAACGACGAUAUCCAGGGCACCGGGUCAGUUAUCCUUGGCGGCUUUAUCUCUGCCGUGCAGCAGGCUGGAAUCCCACCAAAGGACCAGCGCAUUCUGUUCGUUGGGGCUGGCUCCGCCGGCGUUGGUGUCGCCAAGCAGCUGGCUGACUACUUUAUCAUUGAGCACAGAAUUCCAGAGGAGCAAGCCAAGGCUAUGUUCUGGUUUGUCGACUCGCGCGGCAUGAUCACGGCCAACCGCGGCGACAAGCUGGCCGACCACAAGAUUUACUUUGCCCGCCACGACAACGGGGCUACACAGUGCAAGACGCUGGAGGAGACGCUCGACUACGUCAAGCCGACGGCACUCAUUGGUCUGUCAACCAUCUACAAGGCGUUCCACGAAGGUAUUCUGAAGCGCAUGGACGAGCUGAACCAGACGAACCGCCCGAUUAUUUUCCCGCUAUCGAACCCCGAAACCAAGGCCGAAUGCUCGUUUGAGGAGGCCAUGGUGCAUACAAACAACCGUGUGCUGUUUGCAUCUGGCACCGCGUUCCCGACAUAUACGAUCCCCGGGACCGGCGAGGAGCGUGUUCCCGGCCAGGGCAAUAACAUGUAUGUGUUCCCACCCAUUGGGCUUGGGUCGGUACUGUGCAAGCCUAAGCGCAUCACCGACACCAUGAUCUUUGCUGUAUCAAAGGCGCUGGCCAACUCGCUGACCGACGAGGAGCAUGCUCGUGGCGAGCUGUACCCGCGCAUCGAGCGCAUCCGCGAAACCUCGGCGCAGAUCACGGCAGCGUUUAUCCACCAAGCGGUCAAGGAGAACCUGGCGCAGGAGGACUCGUGGAUCCAGAUGGUCAAGGAGAGCAGCGUCGUCGAGGAGGUCAAGAAGAGGAUGUGGUUGCCGGCCGAGAACUUCCAGCAGCUAGUCACGUCGUGCCCGCACUACCACCAUCACCCGCACACGCACAUCAAGCUGUAG